Sarcophilus harrisii (Tasmanian devil) is the source of this 1854-nucleotide messenger RNA. RefSeq names its product SCAN domain containing 1 (gene SCAND1). NCBI's taxonomy places the organism in Eukaryota, Metazoa, Chordata, Mammalia, Dasyuromorphia, Dasyuridae. The record is from RefSeq and is a predicted model, not a curated record. Bases 21 to 482 code for a protein of 153 amino acids. The transcript has a single exon.
UGACGCCAGGAGCCGUCGAGAUGGCGGCUGAGCCGGGCAGUGCGGGUCCGUCUAGCCCAGCUCCCCCGGAGAAAGAAGUGACUUCGCUGGUGAAACCGGAGGAGCCUGGCUCUAGCCGGGACUCCGCAGAAUCUAUGGCCUCACUUCCUGGCCCUGCAGCCCCCGCCGCCUCUCCCCCGUCCCCGAUCCAGUUUCCUGCCGCCCUCGAGGCCUCGCCCCCAGCUCCCGGCGCUCUGGGGUCCCGGCCCUGUCCGGAGACGUUCCGCCAGCGCUUCCGGCAGUUCCGCUACCACGAGGCGGCGGGGCCGCGAGAGGCCUUUCGCCAACUCCGCGAACUCUCCCGCCAGUGGCUGCGGCCCGAGGUCCGUACCAAGGAGCAGAUCGUGGAGAUGCUGGUGCAGGAGCAGCUCAUGGCCAUCCUGCCCGAGGAGGCCCGGGCCCGUCGGCGAGGACGCCGUGGCGAUGUCCGCAUUACGGGUUGAGCGAGGGAGCCGAGGCCCCGCCGGCUUGCGAGCUUGGAGUGGCCUCGGCCCGCCGAUCCCGCCGAGAGGAGGAGGAAGAGGAGAAGGCGGUGAUGGUGUCCCCGGGGCCGCCUUGGGUCUCCUUGUACCGACCUGCGUCCUUGAAGCAUUUCCCCUCAUCCAGGGGGCCGCCGAGCUCUCGUUGUCUUGUCUGUCCGCACCGGCCAUCGUAUUAAUGAAACCUGAUGUUGGCAGUCGUGACCUGUUGUGACUCCUUGCUUCGCCUCUUGGUUUUCUACCCUGGGUAGCCUCCAUACCCUUUUCUAACUGGGGGGAGGGUGUCCAAGGUGGAGACCACCGUGUACUCCAUUCUUGAGCGGGUCAUUGUAAUUAACUGCUCGGUUCCUGUCUUGUGAAAGUAGUUAUCUAUUGCUAUGCUGAAGCACCUAGUGUACAGAGACCUGAUCAGUGUCCUAUGUCUGUUAGUGUUGUUUUUUUUCCGUGAAAGGUCAGAGGACCUGCAAAGGACCAUUACAGAUUCUGUCUAGCUCCCUUAUUUCAUAGUUAAAAGCUUUUUGUUGUAACAAAUUGUUGUGGAGGACCCUUUCAUGUUAUUUUCAGUAGUGCCUUUUACAUGCAUCAUAUCUUUUUAUGUAACCAGGCUCGGGGAGAGUUGGCAUAAGGUACACAAUUGGUAUUAGAAUCGGGGCUUUUGUGCAGUUUGAGAAUGUUUUUGUAUUGACUGUGUGGUAAUUUCCAAAUCCAUUAAGUUGUUUAGCAAGAAAUUUUUGCCGAAAUGAGUUUGAUAACUGAAGCGGUUGUUGGUACUACUUACUGAGCCAAAUGUUGUGGAUUUUCUGUUCAUUACAACUCCCUAUUAGCAAGUGUCAAAACCACUUUUUAGUUCUGUCCUUCACAUUGCCAACAAUCUUCAGUACAAUCAACAACAAAUGUGCAUGUACUUAUGCCCCAGACCAACGUACCUAGAGUAGAAUUCCUAGGGAGUUGUGUCCCAGAGCUGGUGGAUCCCCUGUCCCACUCCCUAGGAUUGGCAACUUUAGUGAACUUUUUAUGACAUUUAUUUCAGUGACAGGGAUCAGUAGUGGGCCCUCCUGAGGCUGUUUGUUGUGUCUAGCUGGUGCCUUUUUUUUCCUAGUUAUUCUGUAAUGUCUGAAUCAUUCACACACAACUAGUUUAGAGCUAAUAGCUAUUUUUUUGUUUUAGUUUUGAGAAAGAGGCUAUAAUGUUUGGCAAAUGUCACAGCUGAAAAUAUCUGGAUCUGGUGAAUGUAACCAUAGCCAGUUUGGUGCUUCUGCAGACAUUGUAUUUCCUCAUCAGGUGGUCCUGGCAUUUUAACCCUUUUAAAAAAGCAUUAAAUUAUUAAUUACAAAAG